AUGUUACGUUUGUUAGGUUUGUUAUUGGUUGGUGUUAGUGCGGAAGCUAUCAGAAGGAAAGAAGUGGGAGAUAUCCUCGCUGGUGCACCCGUCAACAAUAUCACCGUCAGCGCUGAAGGUGUGAACCAAUGUGGUGAUGCUACGAUUAGUUGGACAGGUACUACUCCUCCCGUAACACUCAGUAUUGGAACAGGUGGUUAUUACGUCGGCAUAACACCUGUCAUCACCUUGGAUGAUAUCUCUGAUUCUUCGUACACGUGGAACGUCAACGUUACUCAAGGUACAGACCUCAUCUUUCAAGUGACAGAUUCGAAUGGAGAAGUGGGAUAUAUUCAAAAUAUUUCAGUGGACGAAGGCGAUGAUGAUUCUUGUUUAUCGACUGACGACGUCAAUAUAACUGAAUCAAUCACUUCUUCAUCUUCUUAUUCCGACAUCAUCAUGUCAAGUGACAAGCUCGUCAGAGAAUACGAAGUGUUACUAGUUGGGAGUCAAUCCGAAAAGAUGGGUAUAAAAGAUGAAGACAAAGAACAUGACAAAAUAUUGUAA
Tremella mesenterica DSM 1558 is the source of this 546-nucleotide messenger RNA. RefSeq lists its product as uncharacterized. The transcript has 5 exons. The record is from RefSeq and is a predicted model, not a curated record. NCBI's taxonomy places the organism in Eukaryota, Fungi, Basidiomycota, Tremellomycetes, Tremellales, Tremellaceae. Bases 1 to 546 code for a protein of 181 amino acids.